Molecule: messenger RNA, 1752 nt
Organism: Aphanomyces astaci
Lineage: Eukaryota; Oomycota; Saprolegniomycetes; Saprolegniales; Verrucalvaceae
Exons: 1
Coding region: 1-1752 (583 amino acids)
Source: RefSeq, a predicted model, not a curated record
AUGGUUCGCGACAACAUGGACUUGCAAGAGCGCGUGUCGUACAUCCAAUCGUUCACCAAGCCCGCCGGCGACAAAGACGACGACUUUGCUGCGGUCAAGACGCCGGGCGAGCUCGAAGACGGCGCCCUCGUCGCGGGCGGGGCCUUGGACCUCUUCUCCCGACAAGCGUUUGGCAUUUUCUCCAACUACGCCGCCAUCGGAGUCAUCUUGGGCAUGAUCCCGUCGCUCAAUUACCCCAUCUUCAACAUCUACCUCAACCUGGAAGGGUACCAGACGUCGGCGUACAGCUCGCUCGUGACGCUCGGCUGGUCCUUCAAGGUGUUCAUGGGGAUGCUAUCCGACUGCGUCCCCAUCUUUGGCUUCCGCCGCAAGUCGUGGAUGUUGAUCGGUUGGGGGGCCACCAUGGUGUGCUUGUCUAUCAUGACGUUUUCGUCGCUGGGCGACCCGUACUGCAGCCGCCUCAAGGCCAAGGCAAUGAACAACUCGCUGGCUUGCACCCGCGUGUACUCGCGCGCGUCGCCCGCGGAAAAGGAGCUGUUCAACCUGGGUGCGCCGGAUCAAGGCUCGCUGUUCAUCAUCCUGUCCAUGUUUGUGUCGUUGGGUUACGUCACGGCUGCAUGUGCGUCGGACGCGAUGGUCACCGAGUACUCGCAGCGCGAGCCGGACGCAAUUCGCGGUCGCGUCUUGACGGGGAUCUACACCGUGCGCACGAUUGCCAGCAUCCUGUCGCAGGUGGUGAUUGGGUUUGGCUUGAACGGCGCCGACUACGGUGGGUCGUUCUCGUUCUCGAUGGCCCCGAACGUACCGUACGGCAUCUGCUUGGCGCCGUGUGUGCUGGUGGUGCUGUCUGUGAUUUUCAUUCUGGAAGAGACCAAGGUCCCUGGUACGCCGUUCCGGGAGUGGGCUGCGGGUUUCUGGGGGUUGUUGCAGAAGCGCGUGAUGUGGCAAAUUUGCGCCUUCCGCUUCAUCAGUCAGGUGCUGACCAAUAUCAGCUCGACGGCGGACUCGCCCAUGUCGAGCACGUGGGCCAAAGUGGAGCCGAUCAACAGCGCACUGGCUGGGAUCGCGGGGAACGCCAUCUUUGCUGGCAUCAUGGUGGUCGUGGGCAAGUGGGGGCUGCAUUGGAACUGGCGCUGGGUCAUUGCCACGUGCACCGUGUGUGUGUUGAGUCUCGACGGUAUCACCACGUACUUGACCAUCUGGAACGUUGUGCGCAACCAGUGGUUCUACACUGGGUUUGCCUUGACGGAGAACAUUCCUGGUGGCAUCCGUUUCGUCGUGUCCACGUACUGUGCCGUGGAAAUCGCCGACGUCGGCAACGAAGGGGCCACCUUUGGCUUGGUCACGACCGUCAACAACUUGGCGUCUCCGUUCGGCUCCAUGCUUACGCGCUACAUCAACUCGUUCUUCAAGGUGCUCCAGAACGACAUCCGCGAGGACUCGUCCCAAGUGCGGUGGGACGUCACGUACACGUUUCUCAUUUCGUACGCGUGCCGCCUCUCUGCCUUGGCGUUCCUCUUCAUGCUGCCUCCUCAACGUGGCCCCAUGCAAGAGUUGAAGAAGAAGGGGGGCAAGAGCAAGCUGGCGGGUAUCAUUUUGAUCCUCAUCUUCGCCGGCACCCUCGCCGUCUCGGUCACGUCCAGCAUCAUGGCCAUCUACCCCCAGACGCGAUGCUUGCGCAUUGCUGGGGGCAACGGUGUCACCGACGCCAAGACCGGCAAGUGUCCUGUCGUUGCUAGCCGAAAGGGAUAG